GAUUUGCAAAAUUAAAAAAAUAAAAACAACCACUUUUUUGGUUGAUUUGUGGAUGAUUUCUCAUCAUCAAUAUUAAUAAAUCGUUAGAGCUUGUGGUAUUAUAAUUCGAUAUUACGAAGGCUUAUAGAUGAGGCAUCACCUAAGGCUAGGGUUCACAUCAAAGCUUUGGAGGGGACUGAUGUCCAUCAAGAGAAUAGAAUUAUUGAAGGAGGGAACAACUAGCAUUUGGAACCAGUGAUUCCUUGGAAAGUUUUAAGCAUGGAUAUUCCAAAAACUGAAACAGAGUCGUCAAGAUCAGCUGCUGUUAAAAAAUGGUGUCAAAGCACAGCCUGCCUCAUCUGCACAUCACAUGCGCUCAGUGCCUGGGGAGACCGCAUGUGGAGGUUUGCAGUUGGCCUGUAUCUGGUAUUCCUAGAAAAGGACUCACUCUUGCUGCCAGCUGUUUAUGGAUUCACUACCUGCGCUUGUAGAUUGAUCUUCGGUGCCUUAAUUGGGGCCUGGGUGGAUAGAACCCCCAGACUUAAAGUUGCGCAGACGUCAUUGAUCCUCCAGAAUUUGGCAGUAACUGUGUGUGCCAUUGUGUUAUACAUGACAAUAUCUUACCAAUCCACUAUAGGGCAGGGUACCCACUUGAUGGGCUUCUGUCGUGCUAUUGUGAUCAUUUUAGCAGUAGCGGCACAACUCGCCAGUCUCGCUUAUAAGAUUUCUGUGGAACAUGAUUGGAUUGUUGUCGUUGCUAAGGGUGAUAAAGAACAUUUAGCAUCUCUUAAUGCAGCUGUGCGGGCCAUAGAUCUAACAUCCAACAUCCUGGCACCUAUAGUUGCUGGACAGGUCAUGACCUUUGGCUCAAUGCUGAUUGGUGCAGUAUUUAUCGCAGUAUGGAAUAUAGUUUCUGUGUUUAUUGAGUACUACCUGUUGUGGAAAGUUUACAUCAGAGUACCUGAACUUGAACAUAAGAAGACUAAAGAUACGGAAGAUUUGGAUGAAUCUCAAUUACAAUCCGAGGCUGAGACUACACAGGUGACUCAAGUAGAAGCUGACCAAUCAGAUGUGGAAUAUCAUCCUCAUAAUCGUGACGGCCGGGCAGAGGUGGCCAUUUUGACCCGUGAUCAGCAGAGGGAAAGAGUCUAUAAAGAUACAGUUGAGAAACUACCAAAGGACAAGAGACGAAAAGGCGUUGGAAGACUGUUAUGUGACAGGUGUAUAAUUUUUGUUGGUGGGUGGCAUACAUACAUUCGCCAGAAGAUUGUAGCUGCGGGAAUUGGUCUUGCCUUCCUCUAUAUGACAGUCAUGGGCUUUGAUAGCAUCAGUAUUGGGUAUAUCUACUCACAGGGUAUCCCAGAAUAUGGGGCAGGAAUCUUCAUGGGGCUUGGUAGCCUCCUAGGAAUUCUGGGAGCAUUCAGCUUCACUCGGAUACGCAAGAAAAUAGGCCUGGAGAGAACCGGUUUAAUUUCAUUCAGUCUUGAAAUAGGUCUCCUCAUCCCAGCAUUGAUUUCAAUAUGGCUACCUGGUUCUCCGUUCGAUUUGAGUUACGAUCCUAAAACUCAUGCACCGUCGUUGAAUUGCACUUCACACCCUGGGAACGUAACAAUAUUAGAUGUUUCUACAAAUAUUACACGCUUCAAACGAAGGAUUUCAAAUAUGGAUGAUAUUUAUACAACAUUUGAAGAAUUAACACCCGGUGAAUUAAAGUGGUACUCAAACAAUGAUCCAUUAGAUAUUAAUGGUUUUUAUCAGCCUAAAAAGGAGUUUCAAAUUGAAAACUUGAGAAAAAUUGUCAAGAGACAAUUACAAAAUGAAACGGGGGCUGAAGUAGCAAAAAACGGGACCUCAAAUCCUGGGACAAACAAUACUAGCACUGAAGGUCCUGCUAGUACAGAUGAAGGACCAGUGUACAUUGGUAAUAGUUCGAAUCAGAACCCUGAAUGUCUACUAGAAACUGGAGGUGCCCCUUCCUAUAACUAUAUAUCAGUUGUAGUGUUCAUGACCAGCGUAGUAUUAUCUAGGUUUGGACUGUGGAUGGCAGAUCUAACUGUGACCCAACUCAUUCAAGAAAAUGUGCAUGAAUCGGACCGUGGGGCUGUAAAUGGUGUGCAAAACUCCCUGAAUAGCCUGUUUGAUUUAAUCAAAUUUACUCUAGUCAUAAUCCUUCCCAGUCCUCACACCUUCGGGAUCCUCAUUAUUCUCUCCGUUCUUUUUAUCUGCCUUGGUGCAGUGAGCUACGCCAUCUAUUCCAGAAAAGUUCGAGGACAUUUGUUCCAUUUUGAAAAGUGUUGUGGGAGUUCAAAGAAAAGUAUGAAGGAUAAGAAUGAGCGGAGGUUGAGGGUUGCGUCUGUCGAGAACGAGCAUGAGAAGCAAGUUCAGGACAUUGUUUAAUGAUAUUAUUUGCAGUUCAAGAAAUAUGCGAUAUGGUUCAAAGUUGUUAAGAGGAUCCACCGAAACUGAUGAAAUAUGGAGAAAAUCUUUACAAAAAUAUGUAUCUACAGGUCUCAUAAUGUUGCAUGAUAUUUGUACACUGGUGUUUUUUAUAUAUAGGCAUGCUUGGGUGUUUUCUUAUUGUUUUUUCUAUCUUAUUGGAGUGAUCUGAUUUACCAAUAUUUUUUUAACUGGUAAGAGAUUAGAUCUGAAGAUAUACAGAGUGUUCAUAAAAUGUCUUUACAAUUACAAUACAAAGUUUGUGUAAAAUUCAAAAUGACUUUAUUGACACCUUGUAUAUCAAUAUAAAUUCUACCUGUUAGCGUUUUGUGACACCUAUUUUAGUUUAGCAGAUUUUGACAUAAUACCAUACA
This is a messenger RNA of Owenia fusiformis, 2789 nucleotides long. NCBI's taxonomy places the organism in Eukaryota, Metazoa, Annelida, Polychaeta, Sabellida, Oweniidae. The record is from the annotation of a GenBank genome assembly.